AUGAAACAAAGCGAGACUCAGCAGGUUGAGAAUGAAGCCGCUAAUAUCGUCACGGACGACACCUGGCGGAUCGAAGCGUUGAUUAAGGAGAUGGAGCAUGAAGACCAAGCAAACCCGCAGAGGCCAGGAAGGUUCGAAUUCUCCCCUAAAAGCUCCUCGCACAUGACCUGGUUCAUAGCCGCGUGCUCCUCCAUGGGUGGCCUUCUCUUCGGCUUGGAUCAAUCUUUGAUCAGCGGCGCGAAUCUUUUCUACCGCCUGGUGAACGCCGCAAUGCCCCUUGGAGCUGUGGGUGGUGCUAUCUUGCUCAUCCCUUCGAAUGAGUAUCUUGGACGACGCAAGGCGAUCAUCCUGUCGACGAUUCUAUACACUGUAGGCGCGGCGCUGCAGGCAGGCGCAUUCAGCUACGGUUCGAUCGUCGCCGGCCGCGUUGUGAUGGGACUGGGCGUUGGUAUCGAGACAGGAACAGUGCCCGUCUAUGUUGCCGAGACGGUCGAAAGUCGUUUGAGGGGAAACCUGGUCUCCCUGUAUCAGUUCAAUAUCGCCUUGGGGGAGGUAUUUGGCUAUGUCGUUGCGGCCAUCUUUCUCCACGUCCGCGGCAACUGGCGCUUCAUGCUAGGCUCCUCCAUCCUGUUCUCCACGGCCAUGUUCUUGGGAAUGUUGAUUCUCCCGGAGAGUCCCAGGCAUUUGAUGCACAAGAACAAGACCCUUCAGGCUUUCCGAGUCUGGAAGCGCCUUCGCGACAUCACGUCUCCUGAGAGCCGGCAAGAAUUCUUUUUGAUGAAGGAAGCCGUUGGCACUGUGGCCAGUCAGAUGCAGGAGAAGAAAAACACCGCCCGCUUCGUCUGGCUUGACUUCGUAACCGUCCCACGAGCCCGUCGUGCAAUCAUAUACGCAAACAUCAUGAUCUUGCUGGGUCAAUUUGUCGGUAUCAACGGCAUCAUGUAUUAUAUGGGAGUCCUCAUGACGCAGAUCGGCUUCAGUGAGGCGAACAGCACAUACAUGUCCCUUGUUGGAGGCGUGUCUCUCUUUCUCGGCACAAUUCCAGCAAUCUUUUAUAUGGAACGUUUCGGCCGUCGAUUCUGGGCUUUGACUAUGCUCCCGGGGUUCCUCAUUGGGCUCGUGAUCACCGGAAUCAGCUACCUCUUCAGUCCAGUCAAGCAGGUUCAGGCAGCGGAGGGCUUGUAUCUCACUGGUCUGAUCGUCUACAUGGCCUUCUACGGACCAUAUGCGUGCCUGACGUGGGUUAUCCCUUCAGAGGUCUACCCUACGUAUCUGCGGAGUUAUGGCAUGGCAACGUCGGACGGAAUGGUUUUCCUCGGCUCCUUCAUCAUUACCUACAACUUCACCAGCAUGCAGGAGGCCAUGACCAAGACGGGCUUGACAUUGGGCUUCUUUGGCGGGAUUGCGCUGCUCGGAUGGUUCUAUCAACUUCUCUUCAUGCCCGAGACCCGAAAUCUGAAGCUGGAGGAAAUAGAUGCUGUCUUUUCGCUGCCCACUCGCGAGCUGGUGAGGCGCAAUUGGAAGAGCAGCGUCCAGACGGCUUCGAACAUGGUACACUGCCGGCGUGCAUCUGGCACUGUGGACAGUGGUGGUCGGCUGGGCGGACAAAAUGAUUAG
Molecule: messenger RNA, 1617 nt
Organism: Zasmidium cellare ATCC 36951
Lineage: Eukaryota; Fungi; Ascomycota; Dothideomycetes; Mycosphaerellales; Mycosphaerellaceae
Exons: 5
Coding region: 1-1617 (538 amino acids)
Biological process (GO): transmembrane transport
Cellular component (GO): membrane
Molecular function (GO): myo-inositol:proton symporter activity
Source: RefSeq, a predicted model, not a curated record